This is a messenger RNA of Agrilus planipennis (emerald ash borer), 2291 nucleotides long. Its product is annotated as mitochondrial-processing peptidase subunit alpha. Bases 270 to 1892 code for a protein of 540 amino acids. The record is from RefSeq and is a predicted model, not a curated record. The transcript is spliced from 9 exons. Gene Ontology annotation, cellular component: mitochondrion. Lineage: Eukaryota; Metazoa; Arthropoda; Insecta; Coleoptera; Buprestidae. Gene Ontology annotation, molecular function: metalloendopeptidase activity; metal ion binding.
UCAAUGUGUGAUUUGUCAGUCAUUAACUAAUUUUUUAUUUUUAACUGCAUCAUUUAUGAAUACGAACGUUAAUAAUUAACAAUAAUUAAUAAAAAAUAUAUUGACUUGACAAAAUAUAGUCAGGCAACCCACCCUACGCCCAAGUUCAUGUUGAUUACGUUUGCAUAACUCUGCGUUUGGUUUUGUGGUGAUUUAUUUCAGAAACAGUGAUAUUAAUGUUCGGCAUGUAAAAGCAAAUUAUAAACAUAUAAAUAUUAGUUAAAUAUAAAAUGGCAUUAACAUUUUACAGAAAAUUUGGAGGUCCGGUAGUUAAUCGUACAAAUCAAUUAUGGUGUAAAAAAAUCCGAAGAAGUUAUUCAACCGAUUAUUCUAAUUGGGAUGGAAGAGGGAGCCCGGAUAAGAAACCGGUGACAAAAUUACCACCUUUAAGCAAACCUGUUGAGGGUUUACCAAGGAUACGUUAUGCCACUUUGAAAGAAGAACACCAAAAGACUCAAAUUACUGUGUUGUCUAAUGGACUAACGGUGGCAUCAGAAAAUAGAUUUGGAGAAUUUUGUACUGUAGGAGUUGUCAUUGACUCUGGGUCAAGGUAUGAAGUGGCCUUUCCUAGUGGAAUCUCACAUUUUCUAGAGAAACUAGCUUUUAAUUCUACACAUCAGUAUCCUGACAAAGAUGAAAUGAUGAGAAAUCUAGAGAAACAUGGUGGUAUCUGUGAUAGCCAAGGAUCUAAGGAUACUUUUUUGUAUGCUGCCUCAGCUUCUACUUCUGGUUUAAACGAUGUCAUUCAGAUGCUUGGAGAAGUUGUUUUACGUCCCCAAAUUAAGGAAGAGGAAGUUGAAGCUGCUAGACAAACGAUAUCAUUUGAAUUACAAAUGCUGAACAUGAGACCUGAACAAGAAACUUUAUUAAUGGACAUGAUUCAUGCUGCUGCAUAUAGAGAUAAUACAUUAGGCCUUCCUAAAUUGUGUCCAGUUAAUAAUUUAGACAAGAUAAAUAGAAAAGUGCUGUUCACAUAUUUGAAUUUGUAUCACAGUCCAAGGCGAAUGGUGGUGGCUGGGGUAGGUGUGGAGCAUGAGAGGUUGGUCAGAUGUGUUGAAAAGUUCUUUGUGGAUGAACCACCCAUUUGGGUAAAAGAUAAGAGCCUUAUUAUUGAUGAUAAUAAAAUUAAGGUGGACAGCAGUUUAGCUCAGUAUACAGGGGGAAUAAUUACAGAAGAGUGUGAAAUUCCCCAAUUUGCGUCGGCUGGCCUUCCCAUUCUUUCUCACGUCAUGUUAGGAUUGGAAGGUUGCUCCCAUAAAGAUCCUAACUUUAUUCCCAUGUGUGUUCUUAACAUGAUGAUGGGUGGAGGAGGUUCCUUUAGCGCCGGAGGACCUGGAAAGGGGAUGUACACAAGACUUUACACCAAUGUGCUCAACAGGUACACAUGGAUGUACAGCGCCACUGCUUAUAACCAUGCAUAUGCUGAUAGCGGUCUGUUUUGUAUUCAUGCAAGUGCACCUCCUGAAAACGUACGAGAAAUGGUGGAAGUAAUUGUGAAAGAAAUGGUAAACAUGGCUGGGAAUGUUAGUGACGAAGAACUACAGAGAGCGAAGACUCAACUGCAGUCCAUGCUGUUAAUGAACCUUGAAUCCAGACCAGUGAUAUUUGAAGAUAUUGGUAGGCAAGUGUUGGCAACUGGGAUGAGGAAGAGGCCUGAGCAUUUCAUUGAAGAAAUAAACAAGGUAUCAAAGGAUAAAAUAGUGGCAGUGGCCCAAAGAAUGUUGAGUUCACAGCCUGCAGUAGCAGCUCGAGGUGACCUAAAGAAUUUACCAUCUUUGGAAUAUAUCCAGGCUGGACUUCUGGACCGACAUGGGCGCAUGCCAGGAGGAAAAAGGAUGUCGCUAUUUCGAUAAAAAGAAAAAGAAAAAAGGACAUUAUCCAAAAGACAGACGUGAACUAAUGAAAAAACGAAAACAGGAAUAUUUUUUCGUUUUUAAUAUUGUAAUAGUAUUUCUGUUUUCUACAGUUGGCUCAUUUUAAGAUUUACAAAAUUGUUCCUCGUUCUUGGAGUUUUAUAGUGCCGACCAAUGGUAGUAAAUUGAUUUCUAUUGCGUUUUUUUUUUCUAUUAAUUAUUAAACUUAACAAACGUUUAGUUUGAAGUAAAUAAAAAAAUAAAUAAUAGAACAAGGUUCGAAAUAUUAUGUGUGUAAAUAUUGUAACUGUUAUUAUUUUAGAAAAUCGGCUGUUUAGAGGAAAUGUAUCAACAGAAAAAGGUAUUUAUUGAUUUAAAUUUAAUCAAAAUUAACUAAAU